Leptinotarsa decemlineata (Colorado potato beetle) is the source of this 1375-nucleotide messenger RNA. RefSeq lists its product as uncharacterized. NCBI's taxonomy places the organism in Eukaryota, Metazoa, Arthropoda, Insecta, Coleoptera, Chrysomelidae. The record is from RefSeq and is a predicted model, not a curated record.
GAUGAAAUUCAUAAUUCACAAUUACUAUCUAGUAUCGAAAAAAUUGUUCAAAAUGACGGUGUCUGCAUCCCAACGAACCCUAGGAAAAGUAGCCGCUUUACUAGGAAUGAUCCAGGGAUUUGGCUGGUCUGGAUUGUCCUUAACUUGUAUAAUUCUGUACAAUAUGUCACCAAAAAAUAUGAACAAUACUAUCACAUCGUAUAGCCAAUUUAUCGACGAUUCGUUAUACAUGACGUAUUUAUCAGCUGAAUUAAAUAGUCGGCUAAGUUUUGUGAUAAGACCACGAGAUUUCACAAUUCUGAUGUGGUUUUAUUUUCUGUUGAGUGCCGGAUGGUUUUUUGGUUCCAUCGACCAAUUCGUAGCUUGCCAUUACAACAAGAAACGCAUAUCCACUAUGAUGAUGAUAUGGGGUUCCAUCACAGGUGUUAUAUCAGUGAUUGAUCUGGUUCUCACUUGCCUUCUGUUAAGAGAUUACAUACAUUGCGGGGAAGAACCCAAUAUAGACGUUUCUUGCUAUUUGGCAGUUGGAAUAGUUAUGACUCUGGCUGCUAGAGGUUACAUACUAUGGUUAAUUAAUGUGGGAUUUACGUUUUUGAUGUUCUGCAAUGCUUGGGAGAUCAUCAAAAAGGAAUAUGCCGAAAGGAAAAAAUUUGGCAACUGUACAAUACCAAGGGUCCAGCUGCAAGACCCUCCACCACGUAAACCUGUCCAAAAAUAUCCAAGAGAAGAAAAUUCUCAUGGCAUGGAAUUUCCCAGUCAUUCAAGAAGCCGUUUUUAAAGUUAAUAAACAUCGUUGAAUAUUUUCUAACAUAUGCAAAGCAACAAAAGCAACACAGUUAGAGGGGGUCAAAAUUUUUGUUCAAUAUCUUGUGAAGAACUGUUCAACUUGUGGAAUUACAUAUUUACAUUCUUCUUGUGUGGAAAAACAGUUGUAUAACUUCUAUCCAUUCUCAAGUAAUACGUAGGAUUGUGAUAAAUAUUCCCUUCUCAAUCAUCACCAUAAACAAUGAAAUAGAAAGUUGAAAAAUACGUAACUCCACCAAGGAAAAAUUAAAGUUCAAAAAGCUGACAUUACUGAGAAAGUGAACAUAAUCGUAAAGAAGCAAAUUAGCUGUUAGUUGUUAUUAUCCUUUUAUUGAUAAAACUUUUUGGUUAUGUGAAACAUUUAUGUUAAUUUGGGGUUUUUACAAUAAUAAGGUUAUGUCUAAUCCAAUUUAAAUGUCAUAAACUGCGAGUAUAUUUUAUUUAUUCCUAGUUGAGUUACAGUUUUUUAUUCUUUCGUUCUUUUUUCAACUGAUUUGAUUGCUGUACAUUUUUGUUAAAUUUGAACUGUAGUUGAAGUUGAAGUGUUAUCAUAUAUUGAACACAAAAAUUU